Messenger RNA from Varroa destructor (honeybee mite), 3720 nucleotides. RefSeq lists its product as uncharacterized. Gene Ontology annotation, biological process: regulation of transcription by RNA polymerase II. Gene Ontology annotation, cellular component: nucleus. The record is from RefSeq and is a predicted model, not a curated record. Gene Ontology annotation, molecular function: DNA-binding transcription factor activity, RNA polymerase II-specific; protein binding. Lineage: Eukaryota; Metazoa; Arthropoda; Arachnida; Mesostigmata; Varroidae.
CAAAAUUUGAGGUUUGUAGUGUACCCGUUGGAGUGCCGUUAAACGCACUUGGAGCCCACGGACUGGGCGCAGGCGUGCGCAGGGCUGAGACCAUUUUCACUUAGCGGUGCCGCACAACUGCAGCAGGAUGAGUGAAAUGCUGGUCGUGAGAUGGCCGGAGCACUCCGUCGAGUUGCGAAGAACUUUCACGGGUAUGCGGGAUCUUGGAGAACUUCUGGACGUAACCCUGGUUACGCCAGACGGUGAAGUAGAGGCUCAUCGUCUUGUACUUGCUGCUUCAUCUGAAUUGCUUCGUGCUUUACUGAGAAAAACGGCUACGACAUACGGCCCAUGUAGUUUGGUCUUCCGUGAUCUGAACAUUGGUCAGCUUGAGUUAGUAUUAGAUUUUAUAUAUAGAGGAGAACUGGCUGUCGACAGGACUCAGUUUGAGUUGUUGGCUAGGGCCUGUGAUUACCUUCAAAUUAAGGCGUCGUUAAUUACUGAAGAGGGCAUUGCAGUUGUCGAUCAACGAGUUUUCGAAGAGGAAGAGAGCGAGGUGGUUCCCUAUGAUGCAGUACCUGCUAAUCAGGGAGGUCAUGUCGUUGGAAAUAAACGGAGGAUGAGCCAGGGGGCUGCGGCAGAAAUUCAAAACAUGGAACACGUUGAGUCGCAUGCGUUGGAUGUUAAUGACGAGUUUCAAGUGAUCGAGCUAGUGGAAGAAUCGCGUCCGAGUUCAUCCGGAGCAACGACUGGCUAUAGUACUCGAAGAAAUCGGCAAGAGUACGCCAAACGAGCUAAACUUACGACAGUCGGCGACAAAAAGAUUUUUUCACUAGACGAGCAAGCUCCCACCCGUGGUGCAGAUGAGAAACCUGUUAAGCGAAUCUGUCGCGAAUGUAGCUUGGUGUUCAACUAUCUAAGCGACUAUAAGGAACAUCGCAGGCAGGUCCAUUCUCUGCAAUGUAACCAUUGCAACUUUCGCGCGACGAAGUCAUCGGCCGUAAGGGAUCAUUUUGAGAAGGUUCAUCAAAAUGUGCGUCGCUUCAGCUGUACUGAGUGUGAGUUCCAGUGUAAGGAUCGAGCAACCCUUUACAAUCACAUAAGAAGACACACUAAUGAGAAGCCAUACGGUUGCGCGUAUUGUGAUUACAAGGCAGCGCAGUCAGCAUCAAUGAAGCAGCAUGUUGCCCUACACGAAAACAUAGAAUCACGUCCGCACCGAUGUGAUGAAUGUACUCGCUACCCGAUAUCGUUCGCCUCCAGGUCAGCACUAACGAAGCAUAAAAAGGCUCAUCACAGUGGAGAAAAGGGCCAAAAACAGCAGCCAUUGGUGAUGAGCUUAGAGAUAUUUAAGGACGCGGCCGGCGAUAGCGAUGAUGUCGUCUCCAAAGUCGACGCUGGACCCACUGGAGUUGCCGUACAUGCUGAGAACCAGCAGGAAGAAAGCGCUGGAUGUCCCUUAGUUAAUCGAGCGUCGGCACAAGGAACGAGGGCCGGGUUGAUUGGGAUUAGCCCUAGCGUUGACAGGAGAAUGAGGGUUUCAGCUGGAAAUUUGGAGCAACUAGCAAUCGAUGAGGAGGGCCAUCAUCCUGAGGAGGAGAUGGAAAGCGAGGAAGUUGUCCAUCAGGGAGCUAGGGUGGAUGCGGCCAGUUCUAGCUCUAGAACAAUUGUUCCUGUUGCUGCUGAUCAUGACGACAAUGACGAGGAAGCGAUUGACGAUGAAGAAGAAGAUGGAGUUGAUGAAGAGGAUGUUGACGACGUUGACGCAGAGGAAGAGGAACCUGCUAGAAGAACUACUCCUACCAGUUCAGCUGGUGUUAAGCGAGGCAGAGCAAGCCCCAUAGCAACACAAGUACGUGCCACAGCUCGACCGAAUGUUCAAGGGCAUGUAGUCGCAGCCACAACAGUAACAACUUCAACAAUAGCCGGUCCGCGUCAGGUGCCUGAUAAUUCCCCUGUGCACUAUCACGCUCCCUCUAACGUCGCAAUUAGGCAUGGGUCAACCGUGACCGUAAAUGAUACUGGAAACUCUGGCACCCAUCAACAUCAUCAUCCUUCGGACCAGCCCCAACAACAACAACAACAGCAUAUUCAACACCCACAGCUUCACUUGAGUGUUGCUCCUGAUGUGCAUACAGGCCAGACAGGAGCUACGCAUAAUGUGUUAGGGCAGGCCAUUGUCUCUAGCAGUUCAGUGAUCCAUCAUCCCAGCACAGUCGUCGGGCCUGAAGCUGUUGUCGUCCCAGGUGGGUCUUUGAAUACAGGCCUGUCCGUUCCGACAAAUGUUGCCAGUGUGACAAUGGUUACAGCGAGUAAUCACAACAACACCGCUGACAGAGCAAACCGGAGUCAAGACGAUUUGGGAGCGCACGCUAGUCUACCAACAGCAGUUAAUGUACACGAUCGCGUUGUUAUGACUUCUGAGGCGACAAUACCGGUGCAUAUGGUUGGCGAAAUUGUUGCCGGCGCAUCGACAACAACAGGAUCUGUGGGCGGGCAAAUGGGGCCAAUGGGACUGGUUGGACAGCCUAUGGACUAUCACACGAGCUCGAGUGGAGCAACAGAUGAGACAUCUCCGAUUAUCGUUGGUGGGGCACAGAUAGAUGCGGCAACGAAAGAUCGACCUAGUGGAACCCAUAUUGUGGGCGUACCCGGUUCUGAUGCUAUGCAACUUCACGCUAUGAUGUGAUUCGGAUUACUUUUGGACGUACUAUAGCAUGUGGGGGUAACUUAGAGAUAGGUAUCCGUAUAGUGUGCCGUGUUUGUGUCAGAACAAGAAGUAAGGCAAACCCCUAUCUCCGAUUUGAUUGUUUACAAGUAUAGUAUAAAUACAACUAUUAGAAGAAUUAACUACGCGCGAGUUCCCAGCGUGUACACUGCCAUUGCACGCUAUAAUUUUGUAACUACUUUAAUAAUUAUGUAAAUACCCCGGUCCAGUCUAAGUCGCCAAAGUUGGUCUACAGAUUGGCAUGUAUAGAAAAAUCGCAGUAUGAAAUAAUAGGCUUGAUGCCUUUCAAUGAUGAAUUCAUCACCGAAGUCAAAACUACAAGGGCGAGUUUCAGAGCAAGUUUGUGGGGUUUGUGUUCGACUGUUACUCCUGAUGAGCGUGCUUGGCUUCAUCAGUUCAAGGGAUACAAUAUUGUGUGUAUAUAUGAGUCAUCGGAAUUGUUUUUCGCUUGCGCACACCCUUAAAUUAUAACGUUUUGAAACACUAAUUGAAAAAUGUUAUUAUAAUUUUUUUCAUUUCUUUAGUGUCCUUGCUGAAAUACAUAUAUUGGCAUAUAACUCACAUUAAAAUUAUAUUGUUACUAAGUUACGGAUAUUUAAUUUCAAGCGUGUUGCGUAGAUUACGCAUAUUGUUGAGCCAUGAUUACUGUAAAACGAUCUUGGUUGUCACGCAAAAAAAUAGCUUACUUUUUUACUUGAAGGUUUCAUUCGUCAAAACUGUCUAAUAGAAGAUCGCGUCAAAUGAAUAUACCUCUGUACAUAAACGUGCAUAAAUUUGCUUAGAUUAGGGCUGAUUAAAGCCCUGCUAAUAACUACGCAUACUACUUAACUCAUUGAAAUGAAGAAAAUAAGUAUUAAAGCCUUUCAGUCUAUACGUGAUCGUAUUUUAAGACAGUGUGCUAGUAUUUAAUGGCACUGAAUUAACCAAAUCUCAGUUGAGCUUUAUUACAACUCGAUAAGAGCUUAGACCAUCUUGUUACAAACGUGCUUGAAUUCGCUCGCGAACAUUAGUUU